UUGGUCUUCCUAUCAUGAAGUAGAGUACAUGUUCUUAUUCACGCAUCUAUGUACCAACUAUCAAUUACUUAGUUGUGUUGUCUAUCUAUAUAAGCAAAUACUACUUUGUUUGAAUUAUCUCAAGUGCAAUUGAAUUCUUUAAUAAAAAUAGCUAAACAACCUACAUAACACCCCUAAAAUAAAUUAAAUACAAAAAAAAAUGUUUCUCAACAACAUUGGUGCAGCAUUCAGUUACAUCCAACCACCACGACCCGAUCCGAAACAUGAAACCCGAAUCAUCUCCCCGCGCUUUCACUGCCGCCGUGAUUCGCCACCGUCUCCGGCGAAGGUACAUUGGGAGAAGGAAAACGUAAAGGCACAAUCAAUAUGCACUGCCGAUGAGCUUCACCGUGUCACUGUUCCAAACUCCGAUUGGAAACUUGCUCUCUGGCGCUACCUUCCUUCUCCCAAGGCGCCUUUGAGGAAUCACCCGCUUUUGUUGUUGUCAGGGGUUGCUACCAAUGCUAUUGGCUAUGAUCUCUCUCCUGAGUCUUCAUUUGCUCGGUACAUGUCGGCACAAGGAUUUGAUACAUGGACUCUUGAGGUUCGAGGUGCGGGGUUGAGCACAUAUGGACACAGCUUGGAGAAAGACGAGGAGUGUCUCACAGAUUCGUCUGAGAUAGAUUCUGCAAUUAAUGACAGUAAAAGUAGUGCUUUUGAAAGAGCGUUGGAAUUUAAGAACCUGGGUGCUUCCUUUGAAUCGGAAGAUAAAUAUGAGGAAUCACGGCCAACGGUGAGGUUGAUGGAGGUUCUUACAGGGAUGUCUGAACGGCUUUUAAGCUUUCUCGGUAGCGAUUUGUCGGAAGGGAGACACAACUCUGCAGUUGUUAGUCAGAUCAAGGAUUUCAAUCGGAGACUUCAAACUAUGAUCAAAGGUCAACAAAUUUUCCCACCGCAGAUUUUAGAGUUGCCGGACCGUUUUACUACCACUUUAGAAGAAUUUCAGAAACAGAUUGAGUUGAUUGUCAAAUAUGAUUGGGACUUUGAUCAUUAUCUUGAAGAAGAUGUACCUGCCGCGAUGGAGUAUAUAAAGGCUCAAUGCCAACCAAUGGAUGGAAAAUUACUCGCAAUUGGUCACUCAAUGGGGGGUAUCUUGUUGUACGCAAUGCUCUCGCGUUGUGGUUUUGAUGGAAAGGAUUCUGCGUUCGCAUCAGUUGUUACUUUGGCAUCAUCACUCGACUAUACACCUUCGAGAUCAUCUCUCAAAUGGCUUUUACCGCUGGCAAAACCUGUUCAGGCUUUAAACGUACCGGUUAUUCCAGUUGGACCACUGAUUGCUUCCGCAUACCCUCUUGCGAUAAAUCCUCCGUAUGUUUUAUCUUGGCUAAAUUCUCAGAUUUCAGCUCAAGACAUGAUGGAUCAAAAAUUGUUUGAGAAACUUGUUUUGAAUAACUUCUGUACCGUGCCUUCUAAGCUUCUCUUGCAGUUAAAAACAGUGUUACAGAACGGCGGUUUACGCGACAGGAGUGGAACGUUCUUCUACAAGGAUCAUCUCUGCAAAAGUAAAGUUCCUGUUUUAGCAAUUGCUGGUGACCAGGACUUAAUCUGCCCCCCAGAAGCUGUAUAUGAAACGGUGAAGCUUAUUCCUGAGGAACUGGUUACAUACAAAGUCUUUGGGGAGUUUGGAGAUCCACACUAUGCCCACUAUGACUUAGUCGGUGGCCGAUCGGCAGCAGAUCAACUUUAUCCAUGUAUAACCGAAUUCCUCACUCAUCAUGACAUGUCGUAAUCGGUCGCUCUUCCAUAAUACUACCAUUCUUCUCUACAUUCUAUAAUAUAUCUAUAAUAUAUGAAGAUUCUCGUAGAGAACAUUUACACAUGUAACUGUAAAUAGAGUAUACAAGGUCACAGUUAUCUCAAGAACUCUGCACAAAUUCUUUGAUGGUUGUACUAAAUCAUUCAAACUUUAUCAGAAUGCUAAAGAAGCAUGUAUUAGGAAUUAACCUUUGUUUGUAAAUAAAUUGCAACACUUUUGCAAACUUAGUAGGAAGUGAAGUUGUAAUCCAAUCUGUUUUUAUUAAGUCAAUUGUUAAUUUUAUAGAAUA
Molecule: messenger RNA, 2084 nt
Organism: Lathyrus oleraceus (garden pea)
Lineage: Eukaryota; Viridiplantae; Streptophyta; Magnoliopsida; Fabales; Fabaceae
Exons: 10
Coding region: 200-1768 (522 amino acids)
Source: RefSeq, a predicted model, not a curated record